Messenger RNA from Pieris rapae (cabbage white), 3018 nucleotides. RefSeq names its product triple functional domain protein. The coding region runs from base 126 to 2387 and encodes 753 amino acids. The record is from RefSeq and is a predicted model, not a curated record. Gene Ontology annotation, molecular function: guanyl-nucleotide exchange factor activity. Gene Ontology annotation, cellular component: cytoplasm; plasma membrane. Gene Ontology annotation, biological process: axon guidance. NCBI's taxonomy places the organism in Eukaryota, Metazoa, Arthropoda, Insecta, Lepidoptera, Pieridae. The transcript is spliced from 9 exons.
CGUUACCGCCAGUUGCGCUGCGCUGUCGACGCGAGUGCUCGCUGCGCACUAUACGUUUGCAUUAAUUGUGUUUGUUAUGAACGCGCUUUCUCUAUUCUUUCGGUGUGUGUGCAAUACCUAAACUCAUGCACGUCACCAUGUCACAAGAAAAUCUUAACAGCCCGGUCUUAAACGACCUUUCCUCGUCUGGUAAUGUUUCGGAAAAUGACGAAGUAGUAUAUAGAAAACACAGAAACACAGUGAAACAAAUGGUUCUUCGGUUCGAAAGAACCGGUGUACAUCUAGAUGGUUCAUGUGAAUCUUUGGAGAGGCUAAAUAAUCCGUUCUUAGGUAGUUUAACUAGUGUUGUAAGUCCUAUUCACUCCCAUUUCCAGCAUUUGUGUCCAGAGAAGAAACCGCAAGAUAGACAUUCAAAUGUGUCGGUGAAUUCGAUUUUAUCCAAUGUCUCCGAAGGAAGUUAUGAAUCCAGCUCGUCUGGGUUCGUAUCGGAUAGGAAGUCCUCUUCAUUAAAACCUCACAGGCCAGCUCCACCGCCACCACCUGCAUUUAAUGACAGUUCUUCAACUGAUAGUAAAUCACCCUUACCCGAAGAAAAGCCAGUUAAAGAAAGACGAUACUCCUUCGCUACCCCAUCUACAUCACCCGUUGCUUUACGAAGAUCACGUCAACCACCUGUCAUAAGGAGAAAAUCAUCAAUCGCUGGGCAAGGCCAUGGUGGAGAAACAUUAUGGUCGUAUGGCGUUAGGCAAAGUGAUUUAGAGAAAUUAUUAAGACUUAAACUUUCGGAAUCGUCAGAUAAUGAAGACGAUGUAAAACCUAAUGUAAUAGAUACGUCGUCUAGUGGGAGUAGUAGUAGUUGUAGUAGUGAUUCCAAUGAUAGUGAUAAAUUAAAGGAAGGGGAAGAGUAUGUAGUGAGUAAUGAUGAAUGCAAGGCAGAUGCCAUAUCGACAGACCAAUCAACGGAUACAUUAAUGAACGAUUAUGAAAGUGAUGAGGCAGAUAAUUUAUCAGUUACAUCUGCAGAUCCCAGUAAUUUUGACAAUGUUAGCAUUAAAUCGAUAUCAUCGUUUGACAUGGUUCCUUACCAAAAGUAUGAUAGUAUUACGGUUUCCUCAGACGAGUUUGGGUCAGAGGUGUGCCAUGCUCCCGACACUGAGUUUCUCACAGUGAGUGCAGUUAACGAGUGGUGUGUAUCAAAGUCCACGGAACCGGUAUUAUUACCAGUAGAAUCAAAAAAGGAAAAAUAUCGAAGACGAAUGACGGAACGCGUCAAUGAGUUGAUACACACAGAAAACGUGUAUGUGGAACGACUCAGGCAUGUGGUGGAGGAUUACAUUCCCGAAAUGUCCCGGGAAGAUAUACCAAUCAUGCUUAUGGGUAUGAAAACAGACAUUUUUGCGAACAUUGAACGGAUAUGUCGCUUUCAUGCUGAGGAAUUCCUGCCCGCGUUGAGAGACUGCGAAAAUGAUCUAAGAAAACUUGGACAAUGUUUUCGGAGAUUUGAACAAAAGUUUAAUAUGUAUGUGAUGUAUUCUAGAAAUAACAAAAGAGCAACGAAGCUUGUUUACGAAAACAAGCAUUUUUUCCAGCGACGACAAUUAGAGUUGGGAGAUAGAUUAGAUCUCUCUAGUUAUCUUUUAGAGCCGGUUCAAAGGAUACCUAGGUAUAAGCUAUUUCUUGACGAUCUCGUGAAAACUUACAUCAAUUACGAAAAUGAGAGAUGUGAGUCCGACUCUAGAAUAUCUAAAUUAAGCGUGGACAGUGACGAGACAGGUGGAAGCAACGGAGAAUCUGAAAGUGAUGAAACGCCAUUAGAAAGUUUAAAACUAGCUAAAACUAUGGUCGAGUGUGUUCUAACAGCGGUUGAUGGGAUCAUGGCAUUGGAGAACAUAAGAGACUGCCCUCCACAUUUGAACCUGUUGAAUCAGGGAAGAUUGCUGAGACAGAAUGAAUUCUAUGCGAUGGACAACGCGCGCCGGCGGCGACAGCUCAUGAGAAUCUUCUUGUUUGACAAAUUGGUGCUCAUUACAACUGUUUAUAGAAAGCAAUUGACAGUCGAGUUCUUUAUAUACAAAGAUCACAUACCGGUCGAUGAUCUUGGUAUAACGGCAAAAGAGCACGACCAAUACAAAUUCAGCAUUUGGUACAAGCAGAGGAAUCUCAAGUCUUACAAACUUGAGACAAGGGACCCAGUCAUUCGAAACGGCUGGGUGGAAGAGAUCACCUCAUUGCUUUGGGAGCAGGCGAUGCAGAAAAAGGAACUUUUGCUGCAACAACGUAAGAAGAGGAUAUCCAUGGUAUCAAUGGACAGCCAGAAUUCAACGGAAACAGAUGGCAAAGAUGACAAAUGUUUUGUAGACUUCGUUUUCGUCAAAAUGCACCAAUAAGUUACUUUGUAGACAAUUCUCUUCGAGGCGUGCCAGGCGAGGUUCGUUGUUCAGGGGACAAGAAAGUUCGAAGAACAACCUGGUAUUGUGAAUGAGGUUCUCUGUAUGGUGCAACUGAAACAAGCAUUUACGAGAUCGUUACUCGUAUUAUAAUUAUUUUGCCAAAGAAUGCUGUCAACUAAAGUCAAAUGUUAGCAGAACGUAUGUGUUCCAUUGAUUUCACUUACAGCUGUGUAAAAAUGUUUAGCUGUGGAGAUGUAUCAAAUGUGCUGUAGGUAAAAAUUACCGUCUUGUGAAAUUAUGCGCCUUAAAUACAUUCCGUAGUAACGCGAAUACUGUAGAUAUACUCUCAAUGUAUUUACAAAAUAUAGGCCUGUACUUUCUUCCAAAGAUUAAUUUUAAUUGUUUUGCAAUUAAAGCUCAACUGUACAUUCAAUUAUAUUUUUUUAUUAUGAUGCUAAUGUUGAUGUAUUUAAAGAGUCAUAACAGUCAUUAUUAUGAUUAGAGUAGGAUGAAAUGUAUCUUUGUUAUUGUAAAUUAUUAUUAUACUUGUUAUAAAUUUGCUUUAGUAUCCUUAAGCUUAAAAAUCGUAAUUGUUUUAUUUCAAAUUAAAUAUGUAUACCAAUUAAAA